This is a messenger RNA of Zeugodacus cucurbitae (melon fly), 6882 nucleotides long. Its product is annotated as ikaros family zinc finger protein. The coding region runs from base 524 to 2605 and encodes 693 amino acids. Gene Ontology annotation, molecular function: DNA-binding transcription factor activity; RNA polymerase II cis-regulatory region sequence-specific DNA binding. Gene Ontology annotation, biological process: regulation of transcription by RNA polymerase II. Lineage: Eukaryota; Metazoa; Arthropoda; Insecta; Diptera; Tephritidae. The transcript has 6 exons. The record is from RefSeq and is a predicted model, not a curated record.
GUUGCUGUUGCUGCUGCUGCAGCUGGUUUUCUAGUUCAUAUCUACAAAGCAUCACGGCCGCCAACUAACAUUUACUCGUCGCUUCACUAUUUCGCCACAGCUGAACGCUGACGAAAUAUGAGCGCAACGGCCAGUCGAACGGUUGGCCGACGGAACGGCGUAGCCAAUAGUUAGUCAGGACGGUGAGCCAGUCAGCUUGUCAGAGAACUAGUUACCAUGGCGUGCGAGGAGAAUGUUGCGAAGAAAACUUAACAAACUGAGAAAAAAUGAGGAAAAUGUAAAAUAAGAAAAUAAUAAAAAGUCAAAGUGGGCACACGACUGUAACAAGCGAGAGGAAAAUUAGGUCAACAAAACAACGCGCUCUGCUUUCGAGCGCCAGCGCCACCAAUCACCGCUGGGAGGCCAGCGCUUUUGACGAGGGCCAGCGGAGAGAUUUUCUCGCUGGCAAAGCACGUUGUGCCGCUGGCAGAGCGCUUUUGCAGUACGUUGGUACGAGAUUGAGCACACGCGGCGACUGUGAUAAAUGGCGGAAACUAUAAGUGCAGCCGCCGGUAUGGAGUUGACAUUAAAGGAUAGCGGGAUAAUUGAUAUGACGCCAGGGAGUUUGUUGCAACACAAUGCUUUGGUCAAGCAUACACAUGCACUACGUAGCUUGAAGGAAUGCAGCCCGGAUGAGCAGCCAGUUGCCUUGGAUAGUACGGCACGCGCAAAUAGUACCUCGCCAACGAAUUACUCCACAUCCACAACUACGCCGAAUCCGCCCGCUAUGGCGACGUUUCGCUGCGAACGUUGCGAGCAUUUCGAGACCACGUCUAGAGCAUCGCUACUAUUACAUGUCGUCCAGUGUUUGUCUAAUCAUGCGCGCCUCAAAACCGAAGAGCCGGAAUUGGAGAAUCUAAGUGUUGUUGGUUCCGUGGUGCCUCAUGCAGAGCAAAAUGCUGGCAACAGCACCGAUGUCACAAAAUUGGUACCGGAUACGGCAACACCAAAUCAUGUACCUACAAAUAUGUCCGUGGUCGCAACCAAUGGCAAUGCCAGCAGUCCAACUGCAUCGUCGUCUUCGUCAUCCUCAUCCCGAAAAGUUUUCGAAUGUGAUGUCUGCAAUAUGAAAUUUUCAAAUGGCGCCAAUAUGAGACGGCACAAGAUGCGCCACACCGGUGUCAAGCCUUACGAAUGUCGUGUUUGUCAAAAGAGAUUUUUCCGCAAAGAUCAUUUGGCGGAACACUUUACAACGCACACAAAAACUCUUCCAUACCACUGUCCCAUAUGUAACCGCGGCUUCCAGCGCCAAAUCGCUAUGCGCGCUCAUUUCCAAAACGAACAUGUCGGCCAACACGACCUCGUUAAAACAUGUCCAUUGUGCAGCUAUAGAGCAGGUUCUAUGAAAUCGCUAAGGAUUCACUUUUUCAACAGACAUGGCAUAGAUCUUGAUAAUCCCGGACCGGGUGGCUCCUCAUCACUACUGCUCGCCUUGGAGUCUCAGGCAUCACAGGUAGCAGCUGCUGCAGCCGCUGCCAGUUUCGUGCCGGGUCUGAAUGCUGUGGCUGCUGCUGCUGCUGCGGCAAACCAGAAUGCCAACUCGAGCAUGACGUCGACCCAUCAGAGCGAUAGCGGCGAAUCGAUGCGUUCACUGGAGAAUGCCACACCGCCCAUGCACUUUUUGACACCGCAUGUGGAAAUUUCAACGCUGUCCGACAAUGGAACCGAUUUGUUCAAUGUAACAUGGAAUGCGUUGCUAAAUUGCAAAUUGGGGAAAUCCACUGAUGCGGCGUUUUUAUGUGCAUUUGAUUUGCAGGGGAACGGCAAUACCGCAACCGGAGUGGAGCCGAUGGAGACGAAGAGCAGCGGUCGAGGCGAGCGCGAGGCAAUCGUUGGAAAUAAGUCGCCGGCGCCACCACCACUUCAAGAACAUCCGAUGGAUUGUAAUACCAAAUCGUUGCCUUCAAGCACCAGUCAUGUCGGUGUGCAGUUGAAUGCUUGCCCAUCACCAAAAAUCCAUCAUCACGAGAACCACAUCACACCAUCCAUCAGUUUGAUACCAAUCAAGCAGGCGAGUGAACCAGUAGGGGAGGAUUUAUCAACGGAUGCUAAUAAGAGCGGCACAAAAAUCAGCCCAAUCACACAAUGCGAACAAAUGAACGGCGGUGACAGCAGUGAAUCGGAAUUCUCGUCUCCGAACGGUCGAUUAACUUCGCUGAUUAAGGUAUCCCCGCUGAAGUCCUUGUUAAGGGAGGAUCUCAAACGACGCAUUUGCGCCAAGGCCAAUAAUCGCAUCACCCGCAACGCGGCCGUAUUGGAUAACAACAAUGUCGUGCAAACUGGCGGCGUCGCUGGCACCACAAGCAACAACUCCUCCUGCAACUCUACACCCAUUUGCAACGGUACGAUCACCUCAACCGGCCAAGAGACCGAACCGAAUAUACUAAACCGCAAGCAAAUACUAACAUGCCUGUUCUGUGGCAUCGAGUUUCCGGACGAAACGCUCUACUUCCUGCACAAGGGUUGCCAUUGCGAGAGCAAUCCGUGGAAGUGCAACAUCUGUGGCGAACAGUGCAACAACGUCUACGAAUUCAAUUCGCAUUUGUUGAGCAAGAGCCACCAAUAGCAACCAAUCAGCCUUAGCAUCACGGCCAACAACAACAAUCAAAAGUAGAUAGCUACAAGCAUGACGGCACUUCGGAGAGCGAUAUCUUUUGUGCGCAAAAGACAUUCAAUGAUGUGUUCGUUAAACGAACUCUUCAUAGUGAGACCACUAAUCUACAGCUAGAAGCAUUGUUAAUUGGGGAAAGCUACGAAAGUAUGCACAUGUAAAUAUAGAAGAGGGAGUUAAGUGAGUUUGUUUUGGAAAACCAGGGAAGCAGCCAGCUGUAUAACAGUGUGUAUAACAGGAACAAGCCAGAGGCGGAAACUUAAGUCAAGAGAUGCAAAAGUGUGUGAUAGUCGAUUGUAACUGAAAGCAAGAACAAAUCAAAAACAAAAUAGUACAUUUACCGAAAAACUUAUGCAAAUUUAAAUUUAACGUACAACUUUCUUAAUUACCAAUAUAUGAGUAAGUUAGAUAAUGACGAGUAUUCGUCGAAACAAAUCGUUAAUCCUUUGCGCACGCGUAGAAGCAGUCAAAUCGAGAGAGCAUGCUGUGAAUGCAGUUGAAAAUAGAGAAACUACCAAAACACAUGACACCUUCAAUAGGCAAACACUUUUUUAGAAAUGCAUUUAGAGCUUUAUCCGCCUCAAAUUGAGCAAAUGAUGUUAUUAAAUAAGUAUAUAUAUAUACAUAUAUAUUAAUAUAAAAAUAGCGAAGAGCAUUAGGAAAGCCAAUGGUAGCUUUUGAUGGCAUGAGGGAUAUUUUUUUAGCACGUGACAGGCCACAGAGAGAAAACGCCGAAUUUUAAUAAAUUUAAAAUUUUAAUAAAAUCAUAAAAGCAAUAAGUAAAACAUGAAGAAAGGCAUUUACAUACAUAUAUGAAUAUAGAUAUGUACAGUGUGCUUGUCGCGUGCUAUGAAAAAUGUCCAACAGCCUGCGAGGAGUCACUCAAUAAUUUAACUAUUAGUGCUGGUCAAAUUUGCAAUGUACCUUCAACGUAUGUAUGUAAUUUUAAAUGAAUUGUUAUAAAAACAUAUAUUAGCUAUAAGUAAUCGAAAAUUAUACACAUUAAUUAGAAUGUAGUUGCAUAUACUCGUAUGUAAAAAAAAAACCUAAUUCCAAUAGCGACGAACUAUAGUUAAUUAAUUAAUAAUAAAUAAUUUUUAAAUAUUUGUUUGACCAAAAAAAAAAAAAAAACAAACAAAAAACGCAAAACCACUUUUGGUGAAUUCACAUAUAAAGUGUUUAGAAUUGUUAACAACGUGACCAAAUGUUUCAAAAAAUCAAAAAAUUCAUGCCGAAAUGUGCAAAAUCAAACCAUUUAAUGUGUGAGUAGGUUCGAAAUGUGCUGUGCGCAAGGGAAACACUGUCUGAAGUAGAAGAAAUACACAAUAAUACAAUUACACUGUACAAUACGCGGCUGGGUAAUGGACCAAACUAAUUUUUUCCGGGAGAUUGAGACAUAAGUAAAAAAGUACAUUCUCCGAUUUUCGAAGUUAGCCACCAAAAUCGAAAUAUUUGGUUUCGAAGUUCGAAAAAAAGCUUAUUUAAAAUAAUUAUUAUUAAUUACAGGAUAUAAUUACUAGAAAAACCAAAAUAUGCAUAUAAUUUACAUUGUCCUCUUGAUUUAAUUGUGUAUAAUUUUUUGGCUCAAGCUUAUAUAACAGAUGGUAUGAAGAGCUAAAUUUAGAUUUUCGAAAAAAAUUAAAAAGUAUAUAAGGAAAAAAAAACAUUUAUAUAUAAAAAAAAUUUGUUUGGUCAGAUACCCAGAAAAAAAUCGAUUUGGCCGCACAAUGUUAUAUAUUCAGUUGUAGUUAAAGUUUACUUUUAGUUUUAUAUUUUGAAAAUAAUUUUUUGCAUUUCGCAGUAUGUUGCAUUUAUUGUUGAAAAACAGUUGGGAUAGCUCUACGUUGUCAGUAUGCAGUUACAAAAUGGUCGUUGACAGUACAUACGAUCUUUUAACAGUCUGAUUACUUGCUUUCAAAUCAUAUAAAAAAUCUGGUUAUAGCAAAAGUUCAAAAAUUAAUCAACACUAGAAGUAACUGCAGAAAUAACUAUAUAUUACACAAAUUUCUUAGUAAUAACUCGAUACCCCCUUUGAAUUUUUUAUAAAAUCAUUUUCUGGAGUCUUCACUCAAAAUCAGUGUAUAUUCAAAGUAACUGCCUGUUGAUUUUUCUCUCGUGUUUUCGUUAGUAAUCAUUAUUAAUUCUAUCCAAAAUGAACCAUUUUUUGAGAGAAAUGCCUGUUCAAAAAUGGCGAUUAUAAAUAAGUUACUCAUACGCCAUGACAAUCGGCCAUAGAAAUAUUUAAAACAUGCUGAAGGCAUUGAUCUGCCCUUUACAAAUGAACAGUGUAUUAAAAUUUACUACAACAAAAACAAGAAAGAAGUCGUGCAGGUUGAAACAGUUAGAUUUUUUUUAGCAGACUCACACAAACAUACAUACAUACCUACACAUUAAACUGUUUGAAUAUGCGAAUAUUUUCGGUGUUCAACUGUAAUUGGCGAAAUUGAGCUAAAAGUCAACAAAUCAAAAUGAGCAAUAUUUUUAUAUUCGAAGCUACGUAGAUACCUACCUUCUUCUUUAAUUAAGUACACAAAUACCCAAAAAUAUAUAAAAACAUAUACAAGUACAUACAUAUAUACAAAGGUAAAUAAGCAGCUGUGUGUGUGCUAAACCUAAAUGCAAGCGUGUAACUGAAUUAGUGUGGCAAAGAAGCUUGUGGCUCAGACAAAUAUUUCUUAUAUUUAUCAAUUGGCUUAAGCAGCUUUGCACAUACUAGGCGGUUACAAUUACAACGCAUGCAGAAAAGUUAGUUUACAUUUUGCUUAAAGGCUCAGCAAUUGCUAUGACAACCACUAAGCUGUUGAAAUGGGCACCGCUGAUACUUUAAGCGACAUCAGUGCACUGAUUUGUACAACCAACACAUGCACACGCAAACACACACACAGACAAAGAGCAUGCUGGGAGUGUAGCAGACAUUAGUUGAAUAAGGGGAUCCCCACUGUUAACCAAAUUCACACAGAAACCUAAAAACACACCCAGAAAUCGGGUAUAAAAUGAAAUGAAAUGAAAAAAGAAACGCAAAAGAGAAAUAAGAAAUAUGUAUAACAAAUGGAGAAACUUGCAAAAAUUAUUAAAAUAUUAUUAAAUCGUAUAGGCAAAUUUGUAAAUUGUGAGCGGGUAACCUUAGGUAUUUUAUUAGCAAUAUUGCACCAUUGAAUGGCCUUAGAGAAAGGCUUUAAAUUGUUACGUUUUCAGAGUUUAACAAAACAAACAAGAUUAUAUAUAUAUAUAAAUAAUAUAUUAUGCAUUGCAGCAGAUUAUAUAUUAUUAUUAGAGAAUAUCCAUAGUAAACUUACAAUUAAACUAGACGAGUGGUAGUACAUAAAACACACACAUAUACAUACAUAUAUACACUUGAAAAUACAAGGUAAACACACAUACAUAAAUCUCCAAUCAAAUGCAAAUGCAAAAGAAAGAAAAAAAAACAUGAAGAAAAAAAAAAACACAUAUAAACGAAACUUAGCGAAUAUAUGCUGAUGUUUUUAGUGCGAUCAAAGUAACACGAAAUAAUAUAAUUAACAUUUAAUAAUGUUAAUAAUGUCAAUACGUAAGAACGUAUGUAGUUGUUAUGAGUCAAGUUUGGCAUUACAUCCGUCCAAGGGUUCAUUGCUAUGCGCUGCGGACCCACAGUCCACGACGUCGACGCACGGUGCAGCCGGAGCCGUUUUCCGGUGCUCGCUACUCGUCGAACCCACAAUAUGCGAACUUGCUUUCCAAAUCAAAUCCUUGACACGUUCACACACACGUACAUACAAAAAUAUGUACCUUAUGUAUGUUUCUAUUUAGUGUUCAAUUCGCUUUGUUGUUGGUUAAAUUACUUUGUUGUAUUUGUUGAACGCAUAGCAUAUACUUAUAUAUAUAAGAAUUAUGUGCAAUGUGCAAAUGUCAUGAACAAAAUUGUUAAACUUUUUUAUAAUUUUUCGUACCAAAAAACACACACACACACACACAGACACUAAGCACGUACCGCAAGCACGCAACUCAGUAAUGAAUAUUUUUCGUAUUUUUUACACGUACAUACAUACAUAUAUACAUAUAAAUAUAUACUAGGGAAUUGUAAUAUAAAUUGUUGUGUUCAAUUAUUAUUUAAUUACUUAUCAUUACAUUCAAUAACUAUUAACUACAUACAUACAUACAACCAUGCAAUAAUGUGAAAAACAUACAUACAUAUAAAUGAGUAAAUGAAUAACGGUUUACGUUUAGUAAUACUUAAAACGUAAUUGUAACAAAAC